Molecule: messenger RNA, 5502 nt
Organism: Neoarius graeffei (lesser salmon catfish)
Lineage: Eukaryota; Metazoa; Chordata; Actinopteri; Siluriformes; Ariidae
Gene: wdr62
Product: WD repeat domain 62
Exons: 31
Coding region: 346-4731 (1461 amino acids)
Molecular function (GO): protein binding
Source: RefSeq, a predicted model, not a curated record
AAUGGACUAAGGGAAGGGAACAUAUUGAAUUAGGACAGGGCCUGUAUUUGAACCUGUGCACCGCCCAAUCAAUGUCGUCAAAAGGAUGUUUUUUUUCCUUCUUCUGCGUGUAGUGUUAUUAUUAAUAUGUACCUAUUUUCCACACUUCUGAUUCAUUUAUUAUAGGCUUCAGUGUGAUUUUAUGUGGCUUUCUGAACAGCCGAACAACUUUUUUUUUUCAUGACGUGUUUUAUACUGGUUACUUUUACGAAGUAAACAUACUGAGUGCUAAAAGUUCCGUUAACGCAAAGCUGCAGUGCCAUCCGAAGCGCUUCUGAAGUUCAGUUGUCUGUGCACUGACUCGCCAUGGCGGAAGGAGCAGCUUCUUCUGGAGGACUAAAUCCAAGUUCUUUCACCUCCCGGGUGAAGAAAACCAGCAGCAGUAAUGUGCCAGUGAACGCGCGACGAAACACUCGACAGAGCCACAAGAGGGACCUUCACAGUCGGGUUGUUCUGGAGAAAGUUCUGGGUAUCACCACAACCAGCAACAGUGGUUUAGCCUGCGAUACUAAUACAGGCACCGUCGCAUACCCUGCAGGAUGCGUCAUCGUGCUCCUGAAUCCAAAGACUAACAAGCAAAGCUACAUCUUUAAUACGUCAAGAAAAACCUUCAGUGCAUUGGCUUUCUCACAGAAUGGAAAAUAUUUGGUCACUGGUGAGAGUGGACACAUGCCUUGUGUAAGAGUGUGGGAUGUGGCGGAGCGUACUCAGGUGGCAGAGGUCCAGUGCCACAAGUAUGGAGUUGCCUGUGUUGCUUUUUCUACUAAUGGCUGCUACGUUGUGUCUGUGGGAUUUCAGCAUGACCGGACUGUCAGCGUCUGGGAGUGGAAAAGGGGGACUGUUAUUGCAUCCAAUAAAGUGUCUAGUCGUGUGCUGGCUGUUUCCUUCUCUGAGGACAGUAGCUACUUUGUCACUGCAGGAAACCGACACGUGAAGUUCUGGUAUUUGGAUGCCUCCAAGGAGAGACGUGUGAACAGUACUGUGCCCUUGAUUGGUCGAUCAGGGUUGCUAGGAGAACAUCAGAAUAGUGAAUUCUGUGAUUUGGCAUGUGGUCGUGGCACUGUGUCAAGCAGUACCUACUGUAUCACCCAUACUGGUCUGCUGUGCCAGUUCAAUAGUAACCGGCAGCUGGAUCUAUGGGUUGACCUCAAAACAUCUUCAGCACGCUGUUUAUCUGUGAGUGAAGCUUUCGUUUUUUGUGGCUGUGCAGAUGGCACAGUGCGGGUCUUUAGCCCACAAAACCUGCAUUACAUCACCACAUUGCACCGGCCCCACUGUCUAGGAGUGGAUGUCUCGCAGGGCAUGCAGCCUCAGCCAGAAGCAGAGUAUCCAGAUACCUUGGCCCUGACACAUGAUCCUGUGACCGGCCAGCUCGUGUGUGUAUAUAAUGACCACAGUGUUUAUGUUUGGGAUGUGCAUGAUGUCAACAAUGUAGGGAAGGUCUACUCUUCCCUGUACCACAGUAAUUGUGUCUGGAGUGUUGAGACCUACCCGGAGUUGGAAGAUUCACAUGCAGCUUUGUUGCCUGGAUCUUUCCUGACCUGUUCAUCUGACAACACCCUUCGUCUUUGGAACGGUGAUUUUCAUCAAAGCUCUAACCUUGACAGUCAGGACUUGGUGAAGAUUGUGUAUGUGGAUAAUGACAUUGGGCAUCUGAAGGCCCCACCAGAUAAAGCAGAGGGUAACCAAGAUGGCAAAUUUGGAAUCCGAGUCCUAGGAAUCAGCCCUGAUGGCCAGCACCUGGCAGCUGGGGAUCGUAGUGGAAACCUACGGAUCUAUGGACUUCAGUUCAUGGAUGAACUUCUGAGGAUUGAGGCCCAUGAUUCUGAGAUUUUAUGUCUGGCCUUCACUCCCACAGAGACAGGUGUGCAUCUGUUGGCCUCAGCUGGUCGCGAUCGACUCAUACAUCUAUUCAAUAUGGACAAAAGCUACAGUCUUGUACAGACAUUUUAUGACCAUUCGGCAUCUGUCACUGCCAUGAAAUUUACAGGUGUUGGUCCAAAGGUGUCCAUGGUAAGCUGUGGUGCUGACAAGAGCAUUUACUUCCGCUCAGCUGAAAAGACUUCUCAAGACCUGGCUUUCUCAAUGUCACAUCAUGUGGUGGAGAAAAGUACAUUAUAUGACAUGGACCUGGACGCCACACUCACACACACUGCCAUUGCCUGCCAAGAUCGCAACAUUAGAGUAUACAAUGUGAAGAGUGGCAAGAUGAAAAAGUGCUUUAAGGGCUCCUUGACUGAUGAUGGCACAGUGCUUAAGGUUCAGCUGGAUCGUUCUGGGAUGUUCUUGGCCACCAGCUGCUCGGACAAGAGCAUCUGUAUUUUUGAUUAUGAGACUGGAGAGUGUGUGGCAACGUUAUUUGGGCAUUCUGAAAUUGUGACUGGUAUGAAAUUCAGUCCAGACUGCAAGCAUCUAAUUACUGUCUGUGGCGAUAGCUGUGUGUUUGUGUGGCGGCUGUGCUCACAAAUGACUAACUCGAUGCGGAAGAGACUGGCUGAGAGAAAACGGAGAGCAGGACUGAGGAACAUGAUCAAAGUCACCUGCAAACAACAAGCCAUCAGGAGAGAAACCUACAUCACUGUACCAUGCAGUGGAGUGGUUCAGCCAAAAGAGGGAGAAGAAAACAGCUUGUUGGAGGAAAAGGAGGAUGUCGAAGAUCCCAGGACUCCAGCCAGACUAGACACUGCAGUAGAGAGUCUGGAUAUUCUGAUGCCACAGACCAAUGGCCGACUCCCUAUGUGGGCCCGCAGAUUGGGUGCUGGAGUUGGCAGCAGUAGCAGUGUGGAUCCACAGAGAGUCCCCCAGUACCAGCCACAGGGGCGCUGGGCUGCACAUGCUGAUCCAUUUGCUAUUCGUUCAGUACUGGAGACCAGGAGCCUUCAGCUCCCCCUCUCUGACACUCCAAGUCGAGCGGAGGAGGCUGAUGAGGAAUGUGUAGAAGAGAAAGAGGGACAUGAAGUGGACUUUCACCCUCAGAGUCUAGAUAGUCUUUUAGAUGAAGAAGAGGAGGGUGGUGAUACAUAUGAAGAGGAGGACAUCGAGAGGGUUUGUAGUGUGUCUGUACAGUUUAGUUCUGUGCUUCAAGACACAGACUUGCAGUAUUUUAGCCCAAGGCUCAACUCUUCAGAGGGGAAUGACUAUGCUCUGUACCCAGCCAACAGCACUGCUCUGUCCACCGUAGGAGAGGCGGAGUUUGAUGUGAAGGCACUUUGUGAAACUGUUGACAUUGAUCCAGAAGAGGAGGAGCUGAGUCCUGACAGUGCCUGCUCAGCUGAGAGUGGCCAGGCUCAUGACCAGGACACUGACUCGCUCAGUCAGGCAAGCUCCAUGGGUAGUUCUGGGGUGGAGGAAGAGGAGGAUGAAGAGCCUGCAAAUCUACUGCGCCAACAUUAUGACACUCUAGCAGUGGAAACUAAUGAAAAGUUUAACACGGACCUGCGCAAUCUGCAGCCUUCCAACGAGAACUUCCUCAACCCUCGUCUAAGCCUUUCUACCCGUUUCCUCUCGCGCUUCCAGAAUCGCAUACGUGGUACAGUGGCAGGAAGCAGUGUUUUGUGCAGACCUGGAGUUCGCCUGCCUCGUAUUCCAGAUGAAUCCAGCAGCAUGGAAAGGACAGAGGGCAAUUCACCACUAAUUUCUAAGACCUGUAGUUCAAAUGAUAUAAGAAGUGAUCAGAAGAAAAGUGAGAAAGUAUUAAUCUUAGAAGAGUCCAACAACAGUGAUCCAGGCAUAUUUGUCCCCAAACCUGACAGCACUAAUUUUGAUGCCUCAAAAGCCUCCUGUCAGAGUGGCACGGACAUUACCAUUGCCAAGAUGAAAUCUACGGGUGAGAAAGUCGAUGUGUGUCAAGAGCAGGGAAAUGGUCACAGAAGUGAAAUUCUCUGGAAAGCCUCAUUGCCUAAUCAAGAUCAUAGUGUGACCCAAAACAGCAAGGAAAGCCUCCUUCCUCAACAGCCUCUUGCCUCACAGACACAUCCUCCAGUUCCAGCACUUCCUCCGGCAUCUCCUGCUCUAGAUAAUCUCAGUGCCCACACGACUCUCCACUUGGACCUGUCUUCCCAAUCACCACCUACUGCCCUGAAUGCUCUGAAAAGCCAGGUGGAGCCUCUGAAUCCUCUGUGUAGACAGGCUGUGGUGAAUCCAACAGAGAUGAAGUCGGUAGGAAAUCAGAUCAGUCACGUUGAGGAGAAACUGACACCCAGGAUGUCCCACAGUCUCUCAUCUGACCUUGUGAAAGCAGUAGUUGAAGACGACUCUCUUGAAUCACCAGGAAAGAAUGUGGAAAAUGCACAGUCCAUGGGUCAUUGCAACAUAGAGUCAGCAAUAUCCAUGCUCACAGAAGAUGGACCUGAUCCCCUAGAUGAGACUAUAAAUCUGCAGGCAUGUAAGGAGAUGGUGAAUGUGCUCCAACACACCAUGCAGAAGGCAGCCAGCUUUUAUAGUAAAUUGCAGGGCAUCAGCGAGUUGUCAGAGCAGCAGAUGCAGAUGAAAAGCAUGCUGCAGGAGACCUUUGGCGGGAUUCUACAGGACCUUCACUCUCUUUGUCCCCAGGAGCUGAACUCUGCUGUCCCACAACUUCCAGAAGACUCUCCAGGUCGUCAGCUUAGGGAUGAUCGUGCCAUGGACCUUCUAGAGAGAUAUUCGGAGAUGCUACUGUUGCGCAUGGCUGAAAAGAAGUUGGACUACAAUUGAGUUAUCUCCAUAUGGUUCAACGUGGACAGUAAAUCAGUUACAGUUAUAGUCAGUGCUGAUUGUGCUGUCUGUUUACACGCAUCUACAUACUUUGUUUUUUGCACAAAAGCAUAUUUAGUUCCUCUACAUUGGCAGCAUUUGUCACAAAUUAUUUAUUACUGCAGAAUUUUUUUUUUUAAAUGUGCUUAGUCUAACUUUUUCUGACAUGGUUUUUCUGAAAGGCAGUGUGUUCAGCCAAAUCAUCUUGCAUUUUAUGGUCCUUCUAAUAAAUCAACUUUUUUUAAGAAAAACAGUUCCAGCCAUCUAAACUACAAAUAGGUAAUGAAUUAAAGGGGAAAAACAAAUGUCUUACUGAGGUUUUGGACUAUGAUCAGCUGGCAGAGCAUUUUUAAUGCAAUGAUGGUGGGUGGUGAUAAUGGUAUGUCAUUAUUUCAUUUAAAAUUGAACAGUAUUACUUGAGCUGAAUGUCUCCCACUGAGCAUUCUCAUUAUUUCUCACAAGUUUGUUGUAGUUUUGUUUUUGACCUGUUUCUGUUGUAUCACUAAUAUGAUAAAACUUUCACAUGUACAUGUUCUGCUUUAUAUUGUCCCUGCAUUGAGGACUGUUGCACAAUACCUGCUGAAUUGGUCACAUUGUGUCCCACUGCAGUGUAGGUGUUUGCAGAUGCAUGUUCAUGGCUCAUGCUUUGGCUUUGUUGUUGACCAUUUUUACUUGUAAAUACAUUUUAACUUUUAAACGAUCAGCUUUUGAUAAUAAAGAAUUGUUUUUCUA